This is a messenger RNA of Dermacentor silvarum, 717 nucleotides long. RefSeq names its product neprilysin-1-like. Lineage: Eukaryota; Metazoa; Arthropoda; Arachnida; Ixodida; Ixodidae. Gene Ontology annotation, cellular component: plasma membrane. The record is from RefSeq and is a predicted model, not a curated record. Bases 1 to 495 code for a protein of 164 amino acids. Gene Ontology annotation, biological process: protein processing. The transcript is spliced from 3 exons. Gene Ontology annotation, molecular function: metalloendopeptidase activity.
AUGGUGGUGCUGUCGUCCACGCACUGGGGCGUGCUUGCUAACUAUUUUGAGCUCUUCGCCAAAGUGGCCCAGCAUAUAUUCCACAGCAAUUGGCUCAUUUCCGUCAAGGCCAAGGAGAGGCACGACCGCGCCACGGCUUGCUUCGAGCCAGACUUCCCGGGAUACUCGCUGACACGCGAGGACAUGGCCUCGCUCACGCUCCUGGAGCCGACGCGACGCGCCUUUCUCGCGUCCAACACCUCGGUGCCUGGCGUCACGAGCGCCGAGCUGCGGCUUCCUGGUCUCGAGAUGCUCCAGGGCGAGCAGAUAUUCUUCACGGUGCUGUGCUUCACUCUGUGCGGCAGCAUGGUGGCCGACGCAGAUUCAUCCGGCCGGGCGGCCAGCGGAGAGAAUCGCUGCAACGUCCCGCUCAUGCACAGCACGCAUUUUGCAGCCGCCUUCAAAUGUCCUCCGGGAUCUCCGAUGAAUCCCGAGUUCAAAUGCACUUUCUGGUAAUAUAAUUCGGUCAGAUUGAUAUAAUUAUAACAAUAAUAAUAAUAUAACUCACUCAAUCAAUUAACCGUACAUUAUAGUGCUCAGCAACAGUUCAGCCUUUGUGCUGGCACACUCGCGGAGUAAUACAAAAGACAGAAUGUGCAGAAAAAAAAUGUGCUAUACAAAGUAAGGAGCCGUGCGUGAAAGUGAGUUAAUCACACAACAUGAUCAUUUACACUUGUA